AUGGUGAACAAUGUAUGGCUUCUGCUAGUAAAGCUAUUACGAGUCGUUUACGCGUACCGACAGAAGUCCGCUCCGAGUAUUAUCGCGAGGCGCUAUUAUACUGGGCUUUUCGCGACAGAGGCACGGAUAUCCGUGGAUCCCUACCUUCUGCCACGGGAAGAGCCAUACGAAUACACCCCAAUCUCGGGCGAGCACAAGAUCAGACUACUGGUCAUUCGACCGGGCGCGUUCGAUGAUUAUAUAUGUGGGGACCUUGUCGAGGUCAAUCUCUUGCUGGGGCCGACGUUCGACGCGUUGUCCUAUACCUGGGCAGAUGAAAACGGCGAUGCAACGCGAUCGGGCAAAAUCUACUGCGUGCCUGAUUUCAGCGUCAUCGGGAUCACGAAGAACUGUGAGAGGGCGAUCCGACGGCUACGACAUCCCAAGAAGGUACGCCGCGUGUGGAUCGAUGCGGUCUGCAUUGACCAGCAGAAUGUUCUGGAGCGAACCCAUCAAAUCGGGCAAAUGGCCAAGAUCUUCACUUCGGCCCGUCGUGUGAUUGCCUACACGGGCGAGGGGACGUGUCAGACAGACACCCUGUUUGACUGGCUCAAUGGCCUCGAGGCACCGGAGCUGAACGUUCCUCUGAUCGGAGGAUUGGGCGAUCUUUCUCAUCCUGUCGUCACGCUCAAGGAACCUGCAGACAUUCGGAGGUUGAUCGCCCGGAUUCGGGUUGGGGUCAACGAAAGAAUGAUCUUGGCGGGCAUGUACGGGAAAAACUGCUUCUCCAGAUUACUGCGCCGAUCAGAGAGAGCGAAGGACAAGAUAAACAUUGACGAACCGGAGCUUACCAAGCUGGCACACGAGUAUUGCUCUCGAAGAUGGUUCAGCCGGGUCUGGAUUUUACAGGAGGUGACCCUGCCUGAUCUCCAUCGCACGAGAAUUGUUUGUGGGAGCAGGACCACGACGGCCGAGAGAGCACUGCAUGCUCUGGGACUUCUGAAAGAGGCUGGGGCCGAGAGCAUUCCCCGGAUAUUUGUCUUAGUCCGCAAGACAACCAUUUUUCCGAGACGGUCUCAUCUCUUGGAUAUCCUCAUUGAGACCAAAGACCACGCGGCCACCGAUCCCCGCGAUAAGAUUUUUGGAGUCCUCAGUCUGGCACACAGUUUAGAUGGAGGUUGCUUCCCGGAACUUGCGGCGAAUUACGAACUGCAAGCAGCCCAGGUAUAUACCAGAUACUCGGCCUUCUUCAUCCAGCACCACGGCCCGGGCUUCUUCCUUGCCUUGAUCCAAUCACCCCAGAAGCUGCCUGGACUCCCAUCCUGGGCAGCCGACUGGACGGUGCCCUGGCCGAACAGCAGAGCCGUCUCCGUGAGAGAUUUCCCUGCGGUUUCAAGACGCACACACGAGGAGAAUCCUGGGAAUAUAUUUGGUCGGGAGAACGGCUACGAGAUCCUGACACUAGUGCGCCCACAGAUCCUUCGAGGCUAUUUCACACGAAAUGGAGCCUGA
This is a messenger RNA of Aspergillus bombycis, 1491 nucleotides long. RefSeq lists its product as uncharacterized. NCBI's taxonomy places the organism in Eukaryota, Fungi, Ascomycota, Eurotiomycetes, Eurotiales, Aspergillaceae. The transcript has a single exon. The coding region runs from base 1 to 1491 and encodes 496 amino acids. The record is from RefSeq and is a predicted model, not a curated record.